ACUCGUGAUGGCUGUCCUAUCACUAGCGUUGCUACUUGUAGGAUUUGUAUUGACUUCAGCUGACAAGGCUGGUGAAGUAGAUAAAGAGGACCAGCUGAGGAUCCGGCUGAAGGAAUACGGCCUUGUCACUCCGUUCAGCACCGACUCUCACGGACACUACCUGUCACACCUGCUCUCUGCCACUCACAAGCAGCGCGUCAAGAGGGAGGUGUUUUCUGCUGCUGAAGCUGAACAGAAGCUUUUCUUCAACAUAUCCGCCUUCGGGAAGGAGUUCCACCUCCGUCUGCGCCCCAACAACAGGCUGGUGGCACCGGGCGCCAUGGUGGAGUGGCACGAUGAGAUCCACGACUUCGGGAACGCCAGCGUCGCCUAUGGUGCCAACCAGACUAAAGCCGGCGGCGGGGCGGAGAGGAUACUGCACCGUGAGCUGCUGAAGACGGACUGCACCUUCAUCGGUGACAUUACAGAUGUACCCGGGGCCUCGGUUGCCAUUAACAACUGUGACGGUCUGGCUGGGAUGAUCCGCACCGACUCAGACGAGUAUUUCAUCGAGCCGCUCGAAAGAGGCACUCAGGAGCUGGAGGACCAGGGCCGGGUCCACGUGGUCUACCGCAGGUCGGCUCUGCUGCAGGCCCCCUCCUCAGACAUCUCUGAGGACUACCAGAUAAAAGAACCAGAACUGGAUGUACCUGGGACUCUGGACUCUGUCGCCCGGCAGGUCAACGAGACCAUCCGCCGCCGCCGAGAUGCCGGGGAGGACGACUACAACAUCGAAAUCCUGCUGGGAGUUGACGACUCGGUGGUACGGUUUCACGGCAAGGAGCACGUGCAAAAUUACCUCCUCACUCUCAUGAAUAUCGUGAAUGAGAUUUACCACGACGAGUCGCUGGGAGUCCACAUCAACGUGGUGCUGGUGAGGAUGAUCAUGCUGGGGUACGCCAAGUCCAUCAGCCUCAUUGAAAGAGGAAACCCAUCGCGGAGCCUGGAGAAUGUGUGCCGCUGGGCCUUUGUGCAGCAGAAAAGUGACCUUGAUCAUGCUGAGCACCACGACCACGCAAUUUUCCUCACUCGCCAAGGCUUCGGCCCCACGGGGAUGCAGGGUUAUGCUCCAGUCACAGGCAUGUGCCACCCAGUCCGGAGCUGCACCCUCAACCAUGAAGACGGCUUCUCCUCGGCCUUUGUUGUGGCUCACGAGACCGGACAUGUGCUGGGCAUGGAGCACGAUGGCCAAGGCAACCGCUGCGGAGACGAAACGUCGAUGGGAAGCGUGAUGGCUCCUCUGGUGCAGGCAGCCUUCCAUCGAUACCACUGGUCCAUGUGCAGCGGACAGGAGCUGAAAAGAUACAUCCACACGUACGACUGUCUCCUAGAUGACCCAUUCAAACACGACUGGCCGCAACUCCCUGAACUUCCCGGCAUCAACUACUCGAUGGAUGAGCAGUGUCGAUUUGACUUUGGAGUGGGCUAUAAGAUCUGCACCUCGUUCCGUACAUUUGACCCAUGUAAACAGCUGUGGUGCAGUCAUCCAGACAACCCGUACUUCUGCAAAACCAAGAAGGGUCCGCCUCUCGAUGGGACGGAGUGUGCUCCUGGAAAAUGGUGCUACAAAGGUCACUGCAUGUGGAAGAAUCCUAAUCAGAUCAAGCAAGAUGGCGCCUGGGGCUCCUGGAGCAAGUAUGGCUCCUGCUCCCGCUCUUGUGGUACUGGAGUUCGCUUCCGGACGCGUCAGUGCACCAGCCCAGCGCCCUCCAACGGCGGCCAGGACUGCCCAGGAGUGAACUUCGAGUAUCAGCUCUGCAACUCUGACGACUGCCCAAAGCACUUCGAGGAUUUCAGAGCUCAGCAGUGCCAGCUCCGCAACUCCCACUUUGAAUUCCAAAAUGCCAAACACCAUUGGCUGCCCUACGAACAUCCUGACACUAACAAGAGAUGCCACCUGUACUGCCAGUCAAAGGAGACAUCAGACGUGGCCUACAUGAAGCUGCUGGUGCAUGAUGGGACACGAUGCUCUUACAAAGACGCCUACAGCAUCUGCGUACGGGGAGAAUGUGUGAAUGUCGGCUGCGACAGAGAGAUUGGCUCCACCAAAGUUGAAGACAAAUGUGGUGUUUGUGGUGGGGACAACUCCCACUGCCGCACCGUGAAAGGAUCCUUCACCCGAACACCAAAGAAACCUGGUUACCUUAAGAUGUUUCUCAUUCCUCCUGGAGCUAGACAUGUGAUGAUCCAAGAACAUGAGGCCUCCCCUCAAAUUCUUGCAAUCAAGAACCAGGCAACGGGGCAUUACAUCCUCAACGGGAAAGGAGAGGAAGUAAAGUCCAGAAGCUUCAUUGACUUGGGCGUGGAGUGGCACUACAUCAUUGAGGACGAGGUGGAGACUCUGCACACUGACGGACCUCUUCACGACCCUGUGGUGGUUCUGAUUAUACCCAAAGAUAAUGAAACACGGUCUACUUUAAUGUACAAGUACAUCAUCCAUGAAGAUUCGGUGCCCAUCAACAACAACAACGUGAUCCAGGAGGAGACGUUUGAGUGGGCUCUGAAGAGCUGGUCUCCGUGUUCCAAGCCUUGUGCCGGAGGGUUUCAGUACACCAAGUAUGGAUGUCGAAAGAAAGGAGACACCAAAAUGGUCCAUCGGGGGUACUGCGACGCCAGCAAGAAGCCGAAACCGAUCCGCAGAAUGUGUAAUCUUCAGGACUGCACCCAGCCUCAAUGGAUCUCAGAGGAAUGGGAGCAUUGCACCAAAACCUGCGGCAGCCUGGGCUUCCAGAUCCGGACGGUCCGAUGUGUGCAGUUCCUCCACGAGGGCACCAACCGCUCCGUCCACAGCAAGUACUGCAGCGGGGAGAAGCCGGAGAGCCGGAGGCCCUGCAACAGGGUCUCCUGUCCGGCCCAGUGGAGGACCGGAGCCUGGUCAGAGUGCUCUGUGACCUGUGGGGAGGGGUUGGAGAGGCGUCUGGUCUCUUGCCGGAUCGGAGAUCAAUGUAACGGAGAAAGACCUGAAAAUGUGAGAACUUGCAGACCAGGACCCUGCCACGAUGAGCCAUGUAAUGGAGACAAAUCCAUCUUCUGCCAAAUGGAGGUCCUAGCACGCUACUGCUCUAUUCCAGGCUACAACAAACUGUGCUGCGACUCGUGCACCAGACGCGGUGGAGCUCUGUUCCCGGAAGCGGCUGAGAUGGAGGAUCAUGUCCGCUUCGGCUCAGCCUCCCAGCUGCUGGAGACAUUAACGGCCUCUGCAGCGGCCAACGGCACUCGGCGAGGAAAACAAGGACCAGGCAAGGGAUCCAGCGCCUCAGUCAAUGCUGUGAAACACGCCAUCACCCCUGCCCCACUUAAGAAAACCCUGUCGAAGAUCGCUACCACAGCACGGCGGGUACCACCACACAUGGCUCUCACUGGCAGGAAGCUGCCCGCUAUGGCACCAUCUCCCCUGGCUGAUUCCACACAGGGUCAAAGGUCGGGCAGCGUGACAGAUAGCGGGUGGCCUACAGCGUAUUCUGAAGUGGAGAGAUGAAAGAAACGCCCCUUUCCCGUCAGGACUUUCAAUAAUGUACUGCAGAUUAUCCAGCUUCAACCUGAGUCUUCUCACGCCAAAAACACCACAGAGAGAAACGCAGAGAAAGAAAGAAAAAGUGCUGGUUCACUUUGUUGUUAAGAAUUUCCAUUCCUCUAUGCCCCUCGUAUUGACUUUUAAUGUAUAAUCUUCCAGGUAGCUCCCAGAGUAUAUUAUUACUUAAAUUGAGUUUCUUUGAUUUCAUUCAUUUAAUUGAGAGGAGUAAAUAAUACAAUUAAUUCAAAUUAAAGGGGCCGCAAGGGAAAUUUCAUCCCAUGUGAAAAGAUUAAGGAAACAAAGUGUUGGUAGUUAAUAGUGAAUAAUUUCAGGGAUACAAAAUAGCCAAAGGAUAUAUUAUUAUUCAUUUAAUUUACUCCAGACUAACAGUAUAUAUAACAAAGAAAUUGUGGUUUAAUUCCAAUUGAACCCUUUUACCCAUCUGAGUAUUGAAGCUUUUAUUUAAAGUCAGGUGAAAGGUAUGGACAAAGGUGUCCAUAUUCCCCCUCUGGUUGCUCUUUUCUCUGGUCAUUUAAGAGAAAUGGAGGCUGUGUCUGCAGAGCCUCGCAGCCUCCAGAAAAUCUUCAGCAGACAGCGAGAGAGAAAAUGUCAACAGGUGCAAUAAUUACAGCUGAUUCAAUUUGUGAAGAUGUAUGCACACUGCAGAAAGACAACUCAGUACAGGAAUAAAACAGAAAUACAUGUUGCACUUGUUACAAAAAAAAACAACACGGCUCGAGUGCAAAUUGUUACAUUCACCAUUUUGUUAUUCGUAAAGUUUACCCCAGAUGCUUUUCGUUUGAUUAACAUUGCAUUACAGCAAGUUUCGACUAAUGAAACGCCACCAUUUCAAAUCUCUGAUCUCUCACCUUGGAUGGGAGGUUUUAUUUGCUAUUAAUUAAUCUAACAAAUGACAUGUAAUGUAAUGUAAUUGAAAGUUGUAGUUGAUGGAAACAGAGAUGUAAAACGGUAAUUCUGAUGCAGCUGAAAAUGUACUUGAACGUUACAAACUACCAAUUUCUUGCCAAAAAAUGUAAGUGUGAAGCUUGACUUACGGAGAACCCACAUGUCCUAGUAUGUGAGAAGUCACUGCAUUUUAUAAAAUUAAACACUAGUCUUUAUAUGGCCACAAAUGCAAAGUGGCACAACCAGUGGAAAUGGUUGAAGUUGUAUAGAUUUUUUUUUAUAUAGAUCCAGCAAUGUCAGUUAAAUGGGGCUCUACAGUUUCUAUUGAAAUGGGUAUUUAUAAAGGAUGCUGUAAAUACUGUGUAUGAAAAUAUCAGUAUUAUUUUAAGAAGCUGAGAACACUUUCAAAAAACAUUUUAA
Messenger RNA from Trematomus bernacchii (emerald rockcod), 4879 nucleotides. RefSeq names its product ADAM metallopeptidase with thrombospondin type 1 motif, 3 (gene adamts3). The transcript is spliced from 22 exons. Gene Ontology annotation, biological process: proteolysis; extracellular matrix organization. Gene Ontology annotation, cellular component: extracellular matrix. The coding region runs from base 8 to 3517 and encodes 1169 amino acids. The record is from RefSeq and is a predicted model, not a curated record. Gene Ontology annotation, molecular function: metalloendopeptidase activity. NCBI's taxonomy places the organism in Eukaryota, Metazoa, Chordata, Actinopteri, Perciformes, Nototheniidae.